AGAGAACCCGGAAGUAGUGACAAGAGAAACUCCUAGAAAAAGCCAGACGGCGUAGCUCUGAAGAACCCAUCACCAUACAUAAUAAUGUUAGGUGUUGUAACGCUCUUGAGUUUACACGGUAAAAGCAGCGAGCCACAAGACGCUAGUUUUGUCGUGUAGAUAAGUUGUAUUUUCCACGAUAAGUGCUUUUGCUUCAACCACUGUGAGGCUAACGUAACGUUAACUUAGCAAGUUUACCUAGGCAUGCCAUAGCCGUUAGCUGAUAGCCUUGGGAAACAACAGCAACAACUGUGUUGUUAAAUGGUCAUCGUGUAAAAUGAAAUGAAAUAGCCGUCAUUUGCAGCACUUGUCAAUAUAUUCUAUCUACGACAGACAGGCUCUCGUGGAGGUUGUGUAAGGUUAAAUUGCUAGCUAACGUUGGUGACAAUAAUAAUCUAGCUAACAUUAGGUACAAGAUAACUUUGGAUCAGUGUUUUGGACAGAGAGAACGGUAAGGUGGUGUCUUAUAGGGCAAUUCAGUUAAUGUUGUCAUUGUUGAUGGAUUAAUUAUUAAUAUCCCAAAUAUUGUCUUGCUUCUAAUUUGCACCUUUUUGACAGUGACAGAGACGGAGAGCGGAUCAUAAACAUUAUUGCUUCGUCUCACGAGAUCUGCUGCAAUGCCCUUGUUCUUUUUGGAAAGAUUUCCCUGGCCUAGUUUGCAGUCCUAUACUGCACUGAGUGCCCUUCUGCUUGCGGGUUCUGUCCUAAGUGCCUACACUAUUGUGACUGAACCUGGGUUCGUCACAUCGGUCUCGGAAGAAGCCCAAACAGAUCUUAAAGACCAGAAUGGGGAAGAGCAAAAAGAUGACUUCUGGAAUGUUGCCUUCAAUGUCCUGUUGUACCUGGUGUCUGACACCCUUUUUGUCUGGGUGAUGGUGAAUACAGCCUGCUGUAUGCUGAUGCUUAUAGCAAAAACCAUUCAGUAUGUGGUAUUUGGACCAUUGCGAGCUGGUGAGAAACAGCAUUUGAAGGAUAAGUUUUGGAACUUCAUCUUUUACAAGUUCAUCUUUAUCUUCGGUGUGUUGAACGUGCAGUCUGUGGAGGAGGUUGUGUUGUGGUGUCUCUGGUUUGCGGUGCUCAUCUUCCUCCAUCUGAUGGUCCAGCUCUGCAAAGACCGCUUUGAAUAUCUGUCCUUCUCCCCCACCACCCCCAUGAGUAGCCACGUGCGUGUGCUGGCCCUGCUGACCGCCCUGCUGCUGUGCUGCUGCGUGCUGGCUGUGCCCUGUGGCCUCAUGGGACACAUGCAGGACGUACACACCGCUGCCUUCAUGGCUGCUGAGUGUUUGCUAGUUACGGUACGCACAGGACAUGUUAUUAUGAGGUACUCCAUCCACCUGUGGGACCUUAACCGUCAGGGCACCUGGGAGAGUAAGAGCACGUAUGUGUACUACACAGACUUCCUCAUGGAGCUGGGCCUGCUCUGCCUCGACCUGAUGCACCACAUCCACAUGCUGCUGUUUGGCAACAUCUGGCUGUCGAUGGCCAGCCUGGUGAUUUUCAUGCAGCUGCGCUACCUCUUCCAUGAGAUCCAGAGGAGGAUUCGUCGCCACAAGAACUACCUGCGGGUCAUUGAUAACAUGGAGACCAGGUUUGCUGUGGCCACCCUAGAAGAGUUAGUGGCUAAUAAUGAUGACUGUGCCAUCUGCUGGGACUCCAUGACCUCAGCACGCAAGCUUCCCUGUGGCCAUCUCUUCCAUAAUUCCUGUUUGCGCUCCUGGUUGGAGCAGGACACUUCCUGUCCGACGUGCCGCUUGCCUCUGAACAUCAGUGAGGGCGGUGGUGCCAGUGAGGAGAGGGGCCGGGAGCGGCUGAACAAUAACCUGCCCCCCAGACCAGGAGCUGAGGCCCGCCCACACAUCAACCAGCACAACCACUUCUUCCACUUCGAUGGCUCUCGCAUUGCCAGCUGGUUGCCCAGCUUCUCAGUGGAGGUCAUGCACACCACCAACGUCUUGGGCAUUGUCCAGGCCAAUAACUCCCAGCUCAACACCAUGGCCCAUCAGAUCCAGGAGAUGUUCCCUCAGGUGCCCUACCAUCUGGUUCUGCAAGACCUGAAUUUGACUCGCUCUGUGGAAGUCACCACUGACAACAUCUUAGAGGGCCGUAUCCAGGUGCCCUUCCCUGCCCAGGCAGCUGAGCGGGCCCCCCCACCAGUGAACCCAGCAGGAGCCUCGGAGGUGACGCACUCGGCGGCUGUGGAGACGGAGGACUUUGAGGUGAGGGGGAGCCGCUUCUCCAAGUCUGCAGCAGAGAGACAGAAGAUGCUCCUGCAGAGGAAAGAGGAGCUGCUCCAGCGAGCUCGCAGGAGUUUUCUGAGUAAAAGCCCUGAGGAGGGCCCCUCCAGCUCGCUGUACGUGGCCACUGCUGAUGACGAUGACGAGGGACUGGCCGCAGGGGACGAACGCGCUCUGGCCUCAGACUCCAUGAGUGUGCGGCGCAGGAUGCUGGCGGCCGCCGCGGAACGCCGCAUGCAGAGGCAGCCAGAGGCUCCCCAGUGAGGCUCUGCCUCUCCCGUGCAGCGCAGCCUCCACCCAACACACACUGCCCAGGAGGUGCCCAUGGACACCUCCAUCACAUCCGUCACCAGCCCAGGAUGCCACGCACGUCUCUCCCCCUCCACUGACCCAUCACUGGAUCCAUUGGUAGAGAGGGGGAGGGAGAGAGAAGGAAGGAGG
Alosa alosa (allis shad) is the source of this 2714-nucleotide messenger RNA. RefSeq names its product autocrine motility factor receptor a (gene amfra). Gene Ontology annotation, biological process: ubiquitin-dependent protein catabolic process; protein K48-linked ubiquitination; endoplasmic reticulum unfolded protein response. Gene Ontology annotation, molecular function: ubiquitin binding; ubiquitin protein ligase activity. The coding region runs from base 657 to 2537 and encodes 626 amino acids. The transcript is spliced from 13 exons. The record is from RefSeq and is a predicted model, not a curated record. Lineage: Eukaryota; Metazoa; Chordata; Actinopteri; Clupeiformes; Clupeidae. Gene Ontology annotation, cellular component: cytosol; endoplasmic reticulum; ubiquitin ligase complex.